AUGUCAUCUUUAACCAAAUCAUUAUCAAAGUAUAUUUUAUUUUCGUAUCAUAAAAAUCAUCAGGAAGUUAUCUUAAAAGUUUAUAAUUAUUUAAUAAAUGAAAAUCUUCCUGUAUUAAUUGAUAUUCAAGAUGGAAUCAAUAAAAAUAUCUAUGACAAUAUGGAUGGAAUGAUAGAAAGUAUAAGUGGUUUAAUAUGUUUUCUCUCACCAAUGUAUGAAUCUUCCAAACGUUGUCAAUUAGAAAUUCAAUUUGCAAAAACAGAAGGAAUACCUAUUAUUGCUUGUCGUCUAUUACCGAAUUGGAAACCAUCUGGUUGGCUUAAUAAAAUCAUAUAUAAUUUAUCAAUUAUUGAUUUACAAGAUCUUCAUCAAAAAAAUUUUCAUAAUAAAAUAAAAAAAUUAGAAGACAAAAUCAUUUGGCUUUUAGAUAAUGGAAAAAAUUCUCCAAUAAUGUCUUAUUCAUCAAAUGACAUGCUUUUAAUAGAUCGAUCAUUAGUUCUUGAAGAUUCCUAUAUGGAAUCAAUCAAUGAAAAUCUUGAUCUAAAUUAUCUUAAAAAACAACCAAUAAAUUAUCGAGCAUUACCAUCAAAUUGUCGUUUAUAUUUAUCAAAUUUAAUGGUUUGUAAUAAUGAAUAUAUUUUAAUCAAUGGAAAUAAUCAUUUACAUUUAUUUGAUAAAAAUUUAAAACUUAUUCGAUCAAAUCAAACAAUAAAAAUCAAUGAAACUAAUCUUCGAGAUUUAAUUUGGUGUUCAAAUUCAAAUAAUUUUAUAAUCUUAACACGAAAACAAAUUUAUUUUCUUAAUCCAAUAACAUGUAAAUUAUCAAUUAUUGAAAAUAUAAAAUUAACUAAUGGACAAGAAGAAUUUAUUUCAUGUUCAUGUUCAGAUGACAAAUUCUUUUUAAUAACAUGUCAAUUAAAUUCGAAUACUUUCUUUUUUCAUGAAUUUAAUUUACCAACAUUUCGUUUUUUAAGAAAAUUAAUAAUUCGUGAUUUUAUGGGAACAUCUUUAUAUAUUCAAAAUGGAUUUUUUAAUAAAUAUGAUAUUCAACAAAUUGUUUCAAUUAGAUAUUUUCAACAAAGAAUUGCAAUUAUUAUGGAAAUCAAUUCACAUUGGUUUAUUUAUAUUUUUAAUUUAUAUGAAAAAUUUUAUUUUUUAAAAGAAAUUCCGCUGGAUAAUAAAAGUCGAAUGAUUAUUUUAAAUUCAAUUAAUCAAUGGAUUUUAUUUAAAGAUUAUUUGGCUAAUUCAUUUAUUCAAAUUAAUUUAAAUCAAAAUAAAGAAUUUAUUGAUUAUUCAAAAGGUUUUAUUGAUUUUGGUGGACAAAUAUUUAGUGCUGCACUUUUAGGAACAUCAAAUCUUGUUUUUAUUAUUAAUAAUACUCUUGUUCUUUAUAAAAUAUAA
Messenger RNA from Adineta steineri, 1401 nucleotides. The record is from the annotation of a GenBank genome assembly. NCBI's taxonomy places the organism in Eukaryota, Metazoa, Rotifera, Eurotatoria, Adinetida, Adinetidae.